This is a messenger RNA of Ricinus communis (castor bean), 1816 nucleotides long. RefSeq names its product protein ROH1. Bases 147 to 1325 code for a protein of 392 amino acids. The record is from RefSeq and is a predicted model, not a curated record. NCBI's taxonomy places the organism in Eukaryota, Viridiplantae, Streptophyta, Magnoliopsida, Malpighiales, Euphorbiaceae. The transcript has a single exon.
GUCUCUCCAUCUUUAGACCUAUCCUUUUUCUUUUCUUUUUUUAUGACUUCUUUCUUUCUUUCUUUUUUUCCUUUCUGACAUUUUAAUCACUCUCUUCGAUUCUUGAUUUCGAGAAACUAAAAAGUAGAAAUCCUUGUACCAUCAAAAUGCCUGCAACAGAGUACCAACCUUCGUUUCUUGGCAGAAUUAGCAUCCGCCGGAAUCAGGUUAUCUCCAUGGACGGCAAUCAUGAGCAAGAACUAGAAGACCUUGAACUUUUCCAGAGGCACGUAUCUGAUCGUUUUUCAGAUUUAAUUUCUCCACCAGAAGAUGUUGCUUAUAGCGAGCCUCUGCUAUCCAUUUCUUGGUUGAGAAAACUUGUUGAUGUUUUCUUGUGCUGUGAAGCUGAAUUCAAGGCUGUUUUAAUCAUGGGUCGCGACCCAUCCCAGAUUACUAAACCACCACUCGAUCGUUUAAUUCCUGAGCUAUUAGAACGUGCUGUUAAAGCUCUGGAUAUCUGUAAUGCUGUUUCUAGCGGUCUUGAUUCUGUUCGUCAAUGUCAAAAAUUUGCUGAAAUUGCUGUUUCUGCUUUCGAACAGAAACCAUUGGGUGAUGGUCAAGUUAAGCGAGCAAGAAAGGCUUUGAGUUCUUUGCUGGCUGCUAUGACGUUUGAUGAUAAAGAAAACAACCAUUUUAAGGGGACUGAAAGAACAUGGUCUUUUGGUAGAAGAGGAAAUAGCAAUUCGAGUAAAGAACGAGUUGCUGGGAAUUUUAGGUCUUUGUCAAUGAUUGUCGCCAAAAAUUGGUCCGCUUCGAAACAGAUUCAAGCUAUGUGUUCUAAUCUUGUGGCACCUCGUGGUGGAGAACCAACAGGACUGGCUUCACCUGUUUACGUGAUGAGUUCGGUUAUGGUUUUUGUUAUGUGGGCUCUAGUGGCAGCAGUGCCAUGUCAAGAAAGGAGUGGAUUGGCGACACAUUUUCCUAUUCCGCGACAAUUGGCAUGGGCACAUAGUAUGAUUGGGUUGCAAGAAAAGAUUGGUGAGGAGUGGAAAAAGAAAGAGAAAAAAGGGUCUGCUGGGUUGCUUGAAGAGAUGCAGAGGAUGGAGAAAUUGAGUCAGAGUUUGAUUGAAUUUGCUGAUGGGUUUCAGUUUCCUGUGGAGACUGAGAAGAUGGAGGAAAUGACCGCUCAGGUGGCGGAGAUGGCGGAGAUAUGCCGGAGAAUGGAAGAAGGGCUGGUGCCUUUGCAGAUGCAAAUUAGAGAAGUGUUUCAUAGGAUUGUCAGGAGCAGAACUGAGGUUCUUGAAUUGUUGGAUCAUGCUGGCAAAGUUUCUCAACCUAUAAUAUAAACUGAGGUUAGGAAAUCAUAUAUAACAUUUGCUAAAUUGCUCUAAUUUUUGUGCAAAGUAGUAAUCUUGAAUCUUGAGAUUUUGGGGGGUUCGAAAUUGUUCAUUGGUAUGUGAACAUGUAAAUGCUGAACCUAAAAGACGUGGAUCUCCAUACAGAGUUUUUUCUUUUCUUUUCUUUUAUUUUCCUCUUUGAUGUUUAAUAGAUAUAUUGCUUCAACCAACAAGCUUUUGUGGCAAAUGAUGCAUUUCUAGACGUGAAAUGUACUCUAUUCUUCUUCUUCUUCUUUCCUUUGUUUUGCUGUUUUUUCAUGACCUAGGUUCCUAUCUUGUAUAGUGUGCAUAAUCUUUUUGUUCAAGAGAAAUGUAAACACCUAAUUGUGGUCCUUUUGUACUUUAAAGGGAUUGUCAGAGUUUUUUUUUUAUUUGUUUUUGCUCUGAAUUUGAAUGUAGUUAUCUUAUAUUGAAUGAAGGAAUUGAGUUUUCUUAGGCUA